CUGACAAAGGCUACGGGUUUAAAAUCAUCGGUUAUUUCGCACUUUAGAGUCGAUAAACCAACAUGUCCCGCACCUGAUGAUCAUGCGUCAACCAAUCCGUCAUCAUUUAAGGUUGGACCGAUCAUCAGCUGUGUAGACGGGUCAACGGAUAGAAUAACCUGGUUUUUAAGUCUGAUAAUUACCCAGUGGAUUAAUCACAUUCCAGCUUACCUCACAAACACCCAAAUGUUCCUAGAACGUCUACGUAACGCGUCUCCUAAUAACGCAUACGUGAUGGAGUCUUUCGACGUUACUGCACUGUACACCAACGUGUCGAAUGACUCCGCAAUGCAAGCCAUCUUCGAACUUCUUGUUGAACAUGAAGGAAGAAUAAAUAUGCAUGGCUUGUCCAUCCAGCAGCUAAUAGCUGUGUUAAAGGAGCGCCUAAACAGCUCGAUUCUCAGAUGGUCUGGGAAAUAUUUCGUGCAAAUAAGGGGAUUGGCAAUGGGACAGCGACUGGCACCAAGCCUUGCCCCAAGUCUUGCCAUUGUUGGACCGAUCAUCAGCUGUGUAGACGGGUCAACGGAUAGAAUAACCUGGUUUUUAAGUCUGAUAAUUACCCAGUGGAUUAAUCACAUUCCAGCUUACCUCACAAACACCCAAAUGUUCCUAGAACGUCUACGUAACGCGUCUCCUAAUAACGCAUACGUGAUGGAGUCUUUCGACGUUACUGCACUGUACACCAACGUGUCGAAUGACUCCGCAAUGCAAGCCAUCUUCGAACUUCUUGUUGAACAUGAAGGAAGAAUAAAUAUGCAUGGCUUGUCCAUCCAGCAGCUAAUAGCUGUGUUAAAGGAGCGCCUAAACAGCUCGAUUCUCAGAUGGUCUGGGAAAUAUUUCGUGCAAAUAAGGGGAUUGGCAAUGGGACAGCGACUGGCACCAAGCCUUGCCCCAAGUCUUGCCAUUGUAACUGCCACGACCGACUUUCUAUUAACCUCGGCAUUGAUCAAGUAA
Angiostrongylus costaricensis is the source of this 993-nucleotide messenger RNA. Lineage: Eukaryota; Metazoa; Nematoda; Chromadorea; Rhabditida; Metastrongylidae. The record is from the annotation of a GenBank genome assembly.